Molecule: messenger RNA, 1339 nt
Organism: Selaginella moellendorffii
Lineage: Eukaryota; Viridiplantae; Streptophyta; Lycopodiopsida; Selaginellales; Selaginellaceae
Exons: 3
Coding region: 154-1221 (355 amino acids)
Biological process (GO): protein ubiquitination
Cellular component (GO): CCR4-NOT complex
Molecular function (GO): ubiquitin-protein transferase activity
Source: RefSeq, a predicted model, not a curated record
GUCUUCCUCCUCCGUUAAAUCAUCAGUGGGCUCUUCGCCGCCGCGGCCGUGCUUUUUCGUUAUACUAUUUGAUAUCUCCUCCUUCCUUCCUACCCUUUCUCUCUUUCCAACAAAAUCGCGAAAAUCUCUUCUUCCAGCUCCAUCGCCAUCGCCAUGGACGCGAGCCAGCUCCCCUUGGAAUCGCUCCUCGCCCGCGACGCCAGCAAGCGAAAGAGGGUGAACAGGAACGCCAAGCUCAAGCAGUUCAAGCUGGAUGCCCGGCGCGAGCAAUGGCUCUCUCAAGGGAAGCUUGUGGCGAGCUUGUCUCCGAAUUCCGUGCUUGAGAGCCCAUCGCCCAAGUUGGGUGAGGAGCAACACCUCCACGGAUCGAGCACCGGAGGCGACAGUGACGCCGAGUCGUGCGUGAUCAACCACGACGAUCUGUGCGACGGUGGGCCGCUCGACCUCCUCUCCUGUAAUUUUAACUCGAGUGUAAGUAAAUCAUCCAUUUCUUGCUCUAGUCAGAGGGGCGUGGUGUUGGAUCCUCCCGACAUGAGCAGCAAGGGAGGGAAGAGAAGAUCUGGCAGGAAAGGCAAGAGCAAGAGCAAGAACAAAGCUUCCGGGGACUGUGACAAAGUUCUCGGUGGAGAGAAAGGAAAGGAUGGGGGAGAGGAGGAGGAGGAGGAGGAUUGGGAGGCCGCGGCCGACGCUCUCGACUCCCAGAUGAAUCUCAACAAGGAUCCGGCCGAGAAGGAAAAGGUGGCGAUGGUGGUGAACAGGCACAGGGACGACAGGAUGAUCCACCACCAGGACGCCAGGAACUCUCCGCCAGCCGCCGUCGCAGCUUGGAAGGUUGAGGAUACGUUCCGUCCGGCCAGCCUUCCCAGGAUCAUCGCCCCGAGCUCGCUACCGCCGCUGCUUCCCAGGCCGACUGGAGUGGAGCGACGAGUAGCGUCGCCACCGCCGCGGCCGCCAGCGGCGUGGGUGACGAACAGGCACAGGGAUUUCUUCGCGAGAUCGGUAGCGGCGGCGGCCGCGAGCGCGGGGCCGGCGUGCUGCCCGAUUUGCACGGAGGAGCUGGACAGCACCGAUUCCUCGUUUCAGCCUUGCGCGUGUGGCUUCCGGCUGUGCUUGUUUUGCCACCACCGGAUCGCGUCGGAUGAUGGGCGAUGCCCGGGGUGCCGCCAGGCGUACAAGACGGACAUGGGGGCGAUCCUCCGGCCAUGCCCGGCAAGAUCGUGAAGCUCGCGAGAGAUGAAAUGGAGGAAGAUCGAGCAAGAUGGGAUUUUUACCCGGUUUGUAUAUACUUGGAGACCUUGGUCCAUAUUCAUAUGAGCUAUGGAGCUUCUUAGAUUUCUUC